This is a messenger RNA of Patiria miniata (bat star), 2054 nucleotides long. RefSeq names its product protein GPR107-like. The record is from RefSeq and is a predicted model, not a curated record. The transcript is spliced from 14 exons. NCBI's taxonomy places the organism in Eukaryota, Metazoa, Echinodermata, Asteroidea, Valvatida, Asterinidae. The coding region runs from base 49 to 1740 and encodes 563 amino acids. Gene Ontology annotation, cellular component: Golgi apparatus; membrane. Gene Ontology annotation, biological process: transport.
UAGCGCCCUCUAUCUACAUCAAAAAGUCAUUGCAAGUAAACGAACAACAUGGAAGCGAAAAUUCUGUCGAAAUUUCUGCAAUAUGUAAUCGUUAUUCUGACGGUUGUGAGCGUGUGUGUCUCUCGAAAACACGAGUUGAAUCUUACAGAUGAUUCCAGGAAAAUCGUUGACGUCAGCACAUUUGGAUUCUUCAAGAACAGUCUACUAGUCGUCAACGUAUCUGCGUUAGUUGUCAAGGAUCCAAAGCAUGAACGUCAAAGUAUUGGAUUCACGCUGGAUAAAUCAAUCAGUGAUGGAGGAGCCUCUUACUUGGAGGAACAUGCAAAGAAUCAGUGCAUCUUGAAGAACACACAAGACGCUACGGAAAAUGAUUCCAUCUCUGUUGUCUUCUUCACGUUCAACUUCACCAGUCGUAGGCUGAACAUCAAUCGGAAAGGGCGGAGUUUGAGACACCUUCACAUCUUUCCAAUGAGCGAACAGCCAGACUGCAAGAAAGAAAUGCAGGGAGAAAAUCCGUCGAGACGGAGAAGAGACACGGCAAUCGCCUCGCCGCCAGCUUCACAACAGUCUAAGAUGAAGCAAGAGUCCACAUCAGCCAUGCCAACUAACGCAUCACAGUCUCCAGUCAACCAGAGCUCUCAAGCCCCUCCCUUACCAUUGUACAACUACAUACCAAUACAAGGGGAUAAACAUGUCUUCAAUGCUAGUUUCUUUGUGUGUCUGAUGACGGACUCAGAGGAAGGACUAUAUAAUCUGUUUUUCCACAACUGCAACAAAUCAGAACUCGGUCUAACUAUUGAUGUUACCGAGAUGAACGCUCAAGGCAACUACCUAUCAGCCGGUGAUAUUCCGCUCCCAAUGCUCUUCAUCAUGACGUCCUUUGUGUACUUCACCUCUUCGUGUUAUUGGUUCAUCUAUCUACGUCAACACAAGGACGAUGUGUUCAAGAUUCAUUACCUCAUGUUCCUGCUGGCUGUGCUCAAGACUCUGUCGCUCAUGUUUCAUGCGAUGGACUAUCAUUUCAUAUCCCUGGAUGGAUCACCAAUGGAAGCCUUUGCCAUUCUCUUCUACAUCACUUACCUGAUUAAAGGAGCCUUGUUGUUCCUGAACAUUGCCCUGAUCGGUUCUGGGUGGGCCUUCGUUAAGCCAAUCCUGUCAGAGAAAGACAAGAAACUCUUCAUCAUUGUCAUCCCACUACAGGUGUUUGCUAACGUAGCUUACAUCAUCACGGACACAUCAGAAGAGGGAGAAUCACAGUAUGCAACAUGGAAGGCUGUUUUCGUCUUGGUCGAUAUCUUGUGCUGCGGCGCCAUUCUCUACCCUGUCAUCUGGUCUAUAAGACAUCUACAGGAGGCGGCCACAACGGAUGGCAAAGCGGCCAUAAGUCUGUCCAAGUUGAAGCUCUUCCGACAUUUUUACAUACUGGUUGUGUGCUAUAUUUACUUCACUCGCAUCAUAGUGUAUCUAUUGAAGGUCACUGUACCCUUUCGCUACAUGUGGCUGGAUGAAUUCUUCUUUGAGAUUGCCACUUACUGCUUCUUCGUCAUCACCGCUUACAAGUUCCGUCCCGGAUCGGACAAUCCUUACUUGCAAAUUCCCAGCGAUGACGAAGACGACAUGGACAUGGAUGAAGUAGUAACAGAGAACGGCAUGACAGAAGGACUGACCAAGAUACAUACUUCCAGCACGUCAACCACCAAGGCAGUACAAAGAGAAGGAAACUACACUGCCUCAGCAUGAUCAGACAAGAACCAGACGAGCAACAGCUCAAUCACAAUGCAUAGAUCUUGAGCUAAGUAUUAUAUAUUGGAACAUAAACACCUCUUGCCGUCAAUUGACCCUUACUGCGUGUUGGUCAAACAGUGUGCAUUGACCAAUCCGAUCACGGCUUUUGGUCAGGUGACCACGCUAUCUUGGACAAACUGUCACAAGCACUGAGAAAAGGACAUAAACCAAAGGUGCGCAGACUUAGUGGCCAAUCAUGUUGAGUUAUGUUGAACAGCAUGGCUCAGAAUUGAGUUAAAGGUCUAGUAGAUCAUUUGCAGCUUUCCAAA